This is a messenger RNA of Talaromyces proteolyticus, 4497 nucleotides long. RefSeq lists its product as uncharacterized. NCBI's taxonomy places the organism in Eukaryota, Fungi, Ascomycota, Eurotiomycetes, Eurotiales, Trichocomaceae. The coding region runs from base 1 to 4497 and encodes 1498 amino acids. The record is from RefSeq and is a predicted model, not a curated record. Gene Ontology annotation, molecular function: protein binding. The transcript has 3 exons.
AUGGCCACUUCAAGACCUACGCAGCUGGCACCACUGUCCACGGCAGAGGAGGAGCUGAAGAAAAUGUGGGAAGAAGCCGAACGGGAAUUCAAUCAAUUAACAAGAAAGAACUUGAGAACAGAUCACGAGAAGGGACUCGACGAUGUUCUGCAAGAAUUCGAGAGAAAAUACCAACCCCCUCAAGGAGGGAAACAGUCCGGCCUCGUAUCCAAAGAGAAAAUCAAGAAAACGAUCGCAAAUGUCCUCAACUGUAUCCAACUCCUGGGUGGCAUAGCCGCGCAAGGUGCAUCAAUUGUUUUCGGACCUGCUACUUUAUGUUUUAACGCAAUCUCGUUCCUAAUCGACGUACCAGGCAAGAUCGCUCACGUGUAUGAAGGAAUAGAGAGUUUAUUUGACGAGAUAUCUCACUUUCUCUCUCUGUUCAAAGUGUAUCGACAGUAUGACCGGCUUGACUCAGAGUUGAAAGAUGGUACGCACAAGCUCAUGAUGUCUAUGGUCCGAAUCUGUGGGCUUUCUAUUAAAAUAAUCGAUGGCGGAGUAAUGCACCGUAUCAAGAUCGGAAUGAAGGUUACUUUUUUGAACGACGACUCUGGCGUCAGCGCUGAACUUGUAAAAUUCAAAGACCUCAUCGAAAAACAGAGCCGAGUCACCGGCGCUAUCACUCUACAGCAUGUACUUGAAAGCGAAAACGGCAUUGCCAAAAUUCUUCAAGAAGCCUAUGUUCAUGCCGAGCAGCUCAGUAGCAUUGAUAUCAAAAUGGACAGCCUGGUUGCUGAUAUGACCGAUCGCAAGACACAGAAAAUCACAACUGGACGAGUCGAUACUGUGGCAAGGAUGCUAUCAAAGACUACAGAGCCCAUCCAAGAAGCAAAACAAGCACUGCAAACUCUUAGGGAUGGCCUACUGACCCAGAGCGCCCAGUGGUUGUUGCAGGAUCAGAGAUUCACAGACUGGAAAUCCCCAAAUUCUGAUCUAUCUCCACUUCUUGUGCUUUCUGGAGGCCCAAAAACUGGAAAGUCUCAUCUCCUAGCAGCCAUCGAAAGAGACCUUCGAACAACCAAUACAGGAGUGAGCAUCGCAUAUUACGCUUUCAGUGAGCAUGAUACCAAGAGCACAAAGGACAAAAAUAAGAAUGAAAUUAUCGACGCGCUUAAGUCAAUGGCUCUUCAGUUAGCUGCACAACACACGCCUUACGCAAAACAAAUAUCAGGAAUCAAAGAUUUCCAGCCACCGGAGGGAGGCAAGAAUUUGGAGAAACAAUGGUGGGAAAAAUUGCUAUUUUCAAAUAUCAAGUCUUCUCGACCUGAUGAGGAGAUAAGUAUCGUACUGAUUUUCGAUGGCUUGGAUGCGUUAAAAGAAAACGCUACAAAACUUGAAAAGCUUUUGAAUGACGUGCAACAGCCAGGUCGCACAGUGCCCCAGACUAAUGACUUCAAACUACGAAUUAUUGCAACUGGGGAUUGGGACGACUCCCAAGUGUUCGUUGCUGGUGCCAAGCCCAUUCAAAUAGUUACCAAUAACAAGCCUGCCAUUGAAGCUUAUAUCAACCAUGAGCUAGAAAAGGAUGAGAUCCUCCAGGGUCAACAUUUUGAAAUGGUCGAACUUCUCAAAUCAAUCCGCGAGAAUCUUCCAGAAAAGGCCAACGGGUCAUUUGCCGUUGUUCAACAAAAGUUAGAAAGGAUCAGAGAAGCAGUAGAAUCUAAUGCAUAUCUGGACGAUACCGAGCAGAUUUUAGAGGAAGACCCUGCUAAAGACCACGGAAAGAUUGCGCGGAAGGCUCUUAGUGACCUCAAUACAGCUUUGCAAGCUCAGGAGAUAGAGCAGCUGAACGAGCUUCUUAAUUGGGUGAUCUUUGGAUAUGAAUACUUUGGGAUUGACCACCUUAGGGCCGCACUAUUCUUGAAUACUGGGAGGUCGCCAUUACAGCCAUUUGAGAAAACGUUGAAAAAUAAAUAUAUGAAAAUAUUUUAUCUGCGUGGAGACGUGGUAGACGUGGACUCAGACAUUGAAGAAUUAUUUCGAAACGAAAGUGUGUCUGCAAUUGAGAGACCAUUUGCGCCCGACGCCGAAGGGGCGAAAAUCUCAAUGACAGUAUCCAUCAACCAGGCUGAUCUUCGUAAUGUUCAGCAAUUUUUUUGGGAUCUCACGGAGAGGGUUGGGAUCUCAAGAUUCGAUUUUUUGGAAACCAAAGAAGCCAAUGAUGGCAAAGGAGUCAUCCACUGCGAAGAGGUUCAGGCUCAUUAUCACAUAAGUAGACAACUUCUAAAACUUUUGAACGAUGAACCUCAUGAUAAGACAAAAUGCCUUGUCAAAUAUGCUCUUGGGAAUCUCCCAGAACAUCUUCAAAGGGUAAAGGAAGCACUGGAUAAGAAUAAACUUGGCGCUGUUGAACGAAAGGCCAUUGCUGGAAGUCUUGUAGACCUUCUUAGUGAUGUCGAGGGAACUGGAAAUCUUUGGAAUACUUCCAGUGAGACAUACUCCUGCUGGAUUCGGGACUCGGGAGUUGAAACCAUUCAAAACUGGUUAAACGAUACUGAGACGCUCAAAACAUUAGAACCGAGAGAAAAGCGUUGGGUAAGAAAACAUACCGCAAAGUCAGAAGGGAAAGCAGGAUUCUACAAGCCAAUAACGCUUAUGCUCGCCAGAAGAUGGCUACAAUCCCGUGGUUGGAAUCCGUAUGCCAUUUAUGAAUGGAUUGACAGAUUCAUUGAACUCCAAAAAUCAGAAGACGAUAAAAAAGAAUCCGACACUGCUGAUAACGACGAAACGGCUAGUAACGGAGAUGCAUCCAGUGAAAGUAGUGAUAGUGACGACACGGCUAGUGAUGGGUAUCCAUCCAGUGCGAGUAGCGAUGGUGACGACGAGACGACCAGCAGUGAGGAUACUGAUAAGCAUUCAAAUUCCAUUCCUUCCGCCGCCACGUGGGUGCAACAAAUGCUGAACCUUAGAGACGAUGACUUGAACUCUCUGUGGUACGAACGCAUUGGUGAAGCGUACUAUCAUGCUAACAAGUAUGAAGAAGCAAGAAACUACUUUGAAACCGCCAAGAAGUUUCCUGAGAGUAGUUGGUCAGUUGUUGUAAAUUGGACCAUGGCGGUAUCAGAAUUAAGUGAAAAACAGCCUACAGAAGCCGAAAAGAAGGAAAUGAAAGAAUCUGCUUGCAAAGAAAUGGAGUCAGCUCUCACAUACUUGAGAGCUCGAUGGAAGGAUAAUCGUGAUGAUAUGACUAUCUACGAACGUGAAUCCUUUAUUCCAGCCCUCAAGCACCUUGCCUCCUGGCAAGAGGAACUCCAAAUGAUAGAUCGUACUGUCGAGCUUUACAAGGAAGCCCUUGUGGUUGAUCCUCAAGACAUUCAAACGUAUUUCGACCUUCUAAAAAUUUUGUUUAAACACGAAAAGAGGGAGGACGCGAGGGAGGUACUUACUCGGAUCUUAAAGCCAUCAGAUGAGCUCCGUGACCCCGACAUAUUCACCUUGCUGCUUCGAGAAAUUACCACAGAUGAAUACAAUGAGGAUAAUCUCAAUGUGGCCAAUUUCUUAGUAAACAUUGCGCAAACAGAUAAUACACUAACCGAGAAGACUCUAGAAGGAUUCAGCAAUGCUAUUCAAGAUGCCAGAAACAAUGAUUGGACAAUGAACGAAGGGCUUCUCCUCCUAUACCAAGGCAUCCUCCAGGCUCGAAGCACCACAGAAAGUGCUAGGCUCCAGCACGCGAUCAACUCUUGGGAAGAAUGUCAAUCACUUUAUCUCACUUCCAACUGGGACUUGAUAAAUACCCGACAUUUUGCGGCACGCUUCGUCACUCAACACUAUUUCAACCAAGCUGUUCGGCGGGAUCACUCAGCUGAGGAGAGAGAACAACAUUUGAACAAACUCUUGAAACUUUCUCGUCUAUCACAGACCUGGAAUCAUGGCUUCAGGCCGACCUCCUUUUUAGCAUCGUACUACGUAAUGCAGGGUCGUCAAGAUGAGGCACGCAAGCUGUUUCGAAAUGAGAUGAUAGACGCGCUAUGUAUCCUCACAGACAGUGAUCCGGACAAUGAUCCGUAUGGCUACAAAUACCUAGCCGACUUACUGAUGCACACAGGCGAUGACUUAAACUCUCUCAUCGCUUGGUCCAAGCUAUCGCCGUCUGUCUGUCGAGAGUUCUUCCGAUUGAAUUGUGAUGGUCGCUGCGGGUUAUCCUGGACCCAUGCUAACGAGUUGUAUAUCUGCCGUUAUUGUCCGGAUACCCAAUUCAGUCCCGCCUGUGUGGAAAAGCUGCGUGAAAACCAACUCGACCGUUUCAUCUGCCAUCGUGAUCACGAGUGGCUGUAUGUCCCGGCCUGGACUGAAGAAAACGUCCAUGGAGCUGGUGAAGAUGCGGUAUGGGUUCCUAGCGAUCUACCAUCUGACGAAAAUCAAGGGAGGGGUAAUAUUUUGUCCAAAGACGACUGGUUGAAAGGUAUUCGUGAGACCUGGGGCAUUUCAGAAGAGGAAAUUCGGGGUGCCUCAUAA